AUGGAUCCCCUUUUUGAUGCACGAGUUUUCUACGAUUUGUUUUCCAAUUUUGAUCAACUUUAUGCUCAAGGAACUGGAGAAUGGCAUGAUUUUUUAAUGGACAGUAAACAACCCAAAAACAUUCAUGAAGACUGUGAACUGAAACAAGACGAAUUGAUUUCGAAGCUCCAGCAUUCUCAACAAAACUUUGAUAAUAUCAAAAAAAUAUUAGCAAAUUUUGAAAAAGAAAAUGAGAAUUUAGCGGACGAGAAUGAAAUUUUGAAGACAAGAGUUGCAAUUUUGGAAAAGGACGUAAAGGAAGAGAGAAACGCCACGAAAAUGGCCAAGAAUCUGAACGAAGAAAUUGUCAAUGAACUGAAACUGUCAGAAGAGUUAAUUGAUUGUUUGGAAAAACAACUUCAAGAAUCAAAAAUAGAGCUAAAAGAAGAGAAAUUGUCGAAAAAACAUCUAUUAACAACUAUGAAGUCACUGGAAACUGAAAAAAUGGAACAAGAGCACAAGACCAAAAUAAUGAACAAAGAAGUGGAAGAAUUGAAAAUUCGUGUCAAAGAAUUGGAGGCCACUGAUUAUUCGGAAAAGAAUAUUGAAUUGGAAAGACAAGUGGGAAAGUUGACAGCUCAACUUCAAGAUUUCGAAAGUUCUCGAGGUUAUGAACAGGAAUUAAUUCUCAGUCUGCUCGAAUUUCAAAAAAGGAAAUCGGACAAACAAUUGAAAGACCUUCAAUCAAAGUUAGAACGAAAUCUGGAGCUUGUAGAGCUCAAUAAGCUACACGAAGAGGUCCAAUCAGAAAGAUUGUUAAAAUCGGAAGUGGCCGAGAAACUUGCAGAAUUAAUCAAAUCAGUAAAAACUUCAAAUUCAAUGUUGUUGGAAAAGACUACUCAGUUUGAGGACGCGCAGGGAAGCAGAGAAAAUGUUGUGGAAGGUGCCAAUGAUGAGAUGGAUACGAGUUUUGCAAGUGACGAAACCCGGACUGAGAACUGCCAAGUUUGUGAUGCACCAAAUGCACAAAAGCACUAUAAUGCUCAAACAUGCGGAGGCUGCUCGCAAUUUUUUAGAAAAAUUGUAAUCGAUUCCAAGCAGAACAGCCUGAAAUGCAGUGGAAGUGGACGUUGUAAAAUCAACACUGUAACACGAAAUUAUUGUUCUUACUGUCGAUACGCCAAAUGUGUCUCAGAAGGAAUGGAUGCAGGAAAGGUUGGAGAGAGAAUUCAGAACGAGUGAAAGAGACCCAAUAUUUUAUAUGGAAUGAUUGAAACAGUACUUGUUUUGAAGAUCAUUUAUUAGUUGUUCAAUCUGCAAUAAAUCAAUUUUUC
This is a messenger RNA of Caenorhabditis elegans, 1313 nucleotides long. RefSeq names its product Nuclear receptor domain-containing protein (gene nhr-229). The transcript has 7 exons. Gene Ontology annotation, cellular component: nucleus. Gene Ontology annotation, molecular function: DNA-binding transcription factor activity; DNA binding; zinc ion binding. Lineage: Eukaryota; Metazoa; Nematoda; Chromadorea; Rhabditida; Rhabditidae. The record is from RefSeq and is marked reviewed. The coding region runs from base 1 to 1221 and encodes 406 amino acids. Gene Ontology annotation, biological process: regulation of DNA-templated transcription; intracellular receptor signaling pathway; DNA-templated transcription.